Molecule: messenger RNA, 6714 nt
Organism: Hemiscyllium ocellatum (epaulette shark)
Lineage: Eukaryota; Metazoa; Chordata; Chondrichthyes; Orectolobiformes; Hemiscylliidae
Product: KN motif and ankyrin repeat domain-containing protein 1-like
Exons: 9
Coding region: 39-3314 (1091 amino acids)
Biological process (GO): negative regulation of actin filament polymerization
Cellular component (GO): cytoskeleton; cytoplasm
Molecular function (GO): protein binding
Source: RefSeq, a predicted model, not a curated record
GCUUUAUCGUGGUUUGGUUUACUAACAAAAGGAAUAGAAUGUCACAGAUACUUCAUCCAGCCAACAUCAAGUUGUCUGGCAUGUGCACCAGUGCAGACAGAAAGAAUGAAUCUCCAUAUUCCGUGGAAACUCCUUAUGGUUUCCACCUGGAUCUGGACUUUCUGAAGUAUGUGGAUGACAUAGAGAAAGGAAAUACCAUCAGGAAAGUUAAAAUACACAAGAAAGCCAAGCAACAAAAAUGCAGCACAUUGCCAAGAAAUUUCAGCAUGCCUGUUACACGGCUCCCCUCGGCUGAAUCUCAUCCCUGCAGAAACCAGAGGGAGAAGUGGUUGGCACCUCCUUCCUGGGAACAGGCUAAUGGAUGUAAAGUGACUGGCAUUCAAAACGUAUUCAUGCGUUCCCCGUGUAACGCCGACCCAGUAUUAUCAGAAUGCAACAAGCACGACUACAGAUCUGUAAAGACAAUAUCUGACACCAGGGCACGGUUGAAAGGGAAUGAGAAAUUUCCAAGUUGGGGGAGACCUUCUUUUCUUCGGGCAGCCAGCGUGCCCACUGAUUUCAAGGAACUGAGUUUGGAAGAACAGCAAGGAAACCGUUCCUCAUUCCAGCAGAAAUUAAAGUGCCUGGAUAGUGAUGUCCUCAGUACAUCGGCUGACGUAGCUGUCCAGGAGAACUCCACCACAGCUGACGCAACAUCACAGUCGAAGCUGACACCAACACAGCUCUCUCAGAUACAGGAACAAUUUAGGAUUUCUCAAGAUAAAUCCAAAAAGGUGGAGGAGCAAGUAAAAAACAUUUCUGAACUUAAAAAACAGAUACUUAUGUUGCAGGAAAAGAAUAAACAGCUUCAUAUUCAAAUAAAAAAUCAACAAAGCACUGUGCGGAAUACAAGUUAUAAGUUACAAGAAAAAGCCAAUGGCAAUAUCAACAAAACUGAGUGCAUCAAUAAAGGAAGUCAAGGCCAUUCGGCAAUAACAACAAUUGGCUCCGAAGGGCAAGUGUUAUGUUUAAGUAAAAGUCCAUCCUCUGAAUUAUUUAUGACAAAUGCCAGUUUGAAACAUGAAAGAAUUUCUGACCUGGAUUAUCAAAAUAAAUUCACUUCAACUUUUGCAGUAAGUGAAAACAAGAGCUUUGACCCUGUUCCUCACAAUGAAUUACUUCAGACCUCGUCUGCCGUAGGAGGUGAUGAGCACAGAAUGAAGGAUGUGGGCAUUCAGGUUACUGAAGCGGAGGUGGGUUUGGCACGAGGGGCACACACUAGCCCAAAGAAACUUGCUAUUAAUGAACUAAGAACCACUGUCUCCACAAUGGGGAAGCAGUUUGAAGGCGGAACUCAUGAAGGAAAGCCUGACUCCCAAGGUGCAACACUUGAUGACAUCAGGGUUAGCCUCGACCCAAAGACACCACAAGGAGACCAGGCUAUGCAUUUGGAAAAGAAAGAUGAACAACAAGACCAGUCUGAAUCUGAUAUGACAAGUAAUCAACGAAACAACGUUGAGGCUUCUGAACCAAAGCCAAGUGAAGCAAAGGGAAAAUACAUGGACAGACUUGACCUCCGCCCAUUCACUCGGUCAGUGGGCUGUGGAGACUGUACUGUGAACGUAACAAUCACAACAUUAAAAGAGACGCAAACUCGUGGAGUCAACACAGACUGUAUCAGUGUCCAUGAUGCAAACAUUAUGGCAACAGUUGAAACAAGUGACAAAGCAACAGAUGUUACAAUCAGGAUGUGCAGCAAAGCUGUCGAGACCGAGCAUGCACAAUCAUUGCACUGCACUCAUGAUAUAAUUAGUGCGUCUCACAGAGGGAACAAAGAAGUAAAACCGACUGGAGUUGGAGGCGACAAGAUAACGAGCAAUUCUGACAAUCUAAGCAGCAAGCACGGCAGGUCUAUUACUAACAGCCAUGAUAUGAUCAAGAGUGAUAAAGGACAUUUGAUUAUCACAGGCAGCCAAUGCAGUGAAUGUGAGAAAGAAUUCAAUUGUCAACAUUCAGAUUCCCAGGAUGUGACUUUGGGUACAUUCAUGCAACCUAAAUCCGAGUUAAUUUCAACAAAUCCUGAAACAGAACAGUGUAUUAAAAAAAUUGAGGAACUUUUGUGCAAACAGCAAUCUUUUUUGGAGCAGAAUUAUCCUGAGUUGGCAGUGAACUUUAAGAAACUUUGUUCCAGUAUUGAGUCUCUCAGCAGUCAACUAAUGAACUCUCUUCAACCAUUGCCCUCAACAAAUGCUGUACGUAACCAAUCAGGAGGGAGCUCUCAAAGAAGAGAAUGUGAAGCAACACUGUUCCAAUCUUCAAACCUGAAAUCUAUUAUGAAAAAGGAAGGUGGAAAUGUCAAAUUGAGGAAUCUCCCAGCCAAAAAAAACCUUCAGUUUAUUGGUGUAAAUGGCGGCUAUGAAAGCACAUCAAGCGAAGAUUCCAACUCAUCAGAAGGUCCAGACAGUGACUUGGAAAAGGACUAUGUCAACAAAGCAGAAAUGUCCAAGGACACCGAGGGAGCAGAGCAUGGUGAAGUUCAGCCAACAAGAAUCGAUGCUAACGUCAAUGUUAGGCAGCACUGCAGCAAAAGGCACGAAUUGAAGUUGGGCCUCAUCUCUGCUUGUCUGAACCUGAAGGAUCACCUCAAUGAACUGGAGGUCACAAAUGAUAAAGACGUGAGGCAGAAUUUAAACACUGUUCAGUGGGAAUGGUUCAGGAUUUCCAGUCAGAAAUCCGCAGCUCCUGAGACUGUUCAAGACUUUCUCCUAGAACUCCAAGAGAUGUCACCAGAUCUCCUUCACUUCGUUGUAAAUGUGGCCGAUGAAAAUCAGAACACCGCACUCCAUUACAGUGUCUCCCACUCCAAUUUUCCUAUUGUGAGACUCUUACUGGACACAGGUGUCUGCAAUGUGGACCAUCAGAACAGGGCAGGAUACACUGCGACCAUGCUAGCAUCACUGGCUUCUGCUGAAACAGCUGAAGAGUUGGCGGUGGUCAGGAAGCUUCUGCAUUUGGGAAAUGUCAAUAUCCAAGCUACUCAGGCUGGUCAGACAGCUUUGAUGCUAGCUGUCAGUCAUGGAAGGACCGAUAUGGUUACAGCUCUCCUGUCUUGCGGGGCUGAUAUUAAUAUCCAGGAUGACGAUGGAUCCACUGCACUCAUGUGUGCAUGUGAGCAAGGAAACGUGGAGAUGGUUAAGCUGCUGUUGGCUCAGCCUGAGUGUAACAUUGCAUUAACUGAUAAAGAUGGCAACACUGCUUUGACCAUUGCACAGCAAGCUGGGCAGAAGGACACUGUUGUACUGUUGAACACCCAUAUGGAUUGUGGCAUGUCAUAGAGUCAUACAGCACGGAAACAGACCCUUUGAUCCAACCAGUGCACGCCGAUCACAUUCCAAAACUAAACUAGUCCCAUCUGCCUGUCCUUGGCCCAUAUCCCUCCAAACGUUUCUUAUUCAUGUACUCAUCCAAAUGGCUCUUAAAUAAUGUAACUGUACCCACAUCCACCACUUCCUCUGGAAGUUCAUUCUACAUACAAAUACAAAAAAAAAUCCCCUCAUGAUUUGUUAAUAUCUUUCUCCUCUCACCCUAAGAAUGUGCCCCCUUGUCUUAAAAUCCCCCAUCCUAGGCAAAGACACCUGCCAUUCACCUUAUCUAUAUUUCUUAUGAUUUUAUAAACAUCAGUAAUGUCAACUCUCAACCUCAUACGCUCCAAUGGAAAAGGUCCCAGUCUAUCCAGGGUCUCCUUAUAAUUCAUACACUCCAAUCCCAGCAACUUCCUGGUAAAUCUCUUCUGAAUCCUCUCCAGCUUAGUAAUAUCCUUCCUAUAACAGAGCGGCAAGAACUGGACACCGUAUACCAGAAGAAGCCUCAUCAACGUGAUGUCCCAACUCCUGUACUCAAAGGUCUGAACAAUGAAGGCAGGUCAUAAGCACGGUAUCUAUAUGUGAUGCAAACUUCAAAGAAUUAUGUACCUAAGCACCUCGGUCCCUCUAUUCUACAACACUACCCAAGGCCCUGUUUUUAUUUGGAUAAGCCUUUCCUUUGUUUUACCAAAAUUCAAUACUUCACAUUUCUCCAAAUUAAACUCCAUCUGCCACUCUUCAGCCCAUUGACCCAAUUGGUCAAGAUCUCUUUGUAAUCUUAGAUAACCACCUUCAUUGUCCACUAUACCAACAAUCUCAGUGUCAUUUGCAAACUUAUUAAGUUGUUUGGGGAGAGACUUCAGGGUGUUCUGGUUCUGAAGGAUCUCUGUGUACUCAUUCUUGAGUCUCAGAAAACUAGCAUGCAGGUACAGCAAAUAAAGAAAGUGAAUGGAAUGUUGGCUUCUAUAGCUAAAGGAAUAAAAUAUAAAUUUAUGGCAGUAUUGUUGAAACUGUACAAGGUAUUGGUGAGACCUCACCUAGAGUAUUGUGCAUAGUUUUGGUCCCCUUAUUUGAGGAAAGAUGUAAUGGCAUUGGAGGCAGUUCAGAGGACAUUCACCAGAUUGAUCCCAGAGAUGAGAGGUUUGACAUAUGAAAAGCGAUUGAACAGUUUAGGCCUACAAUCUCUGUAAUGUAUAAGAAUGAGGGAAGAUCAAAUUGAGGUAUUCAAGGUGAUAAGUGGUGUAGAUAAAAUAGAUGUGCAGCAGAUGCUUCCUCUUGUCGGGUAUUCCAGGAUGAGAAGCCAUGCUGUUAGGAGAAGGGGUAGCAAAUUUAAAACAGAGUUGAGGAGAAACUACUUCUCCUAAAGGGUUGUGAAUCUAUGGAAUUCACUGCCUCAAAGUGCAGUGGAUGCUGAGAUAGUGAGUAAAUUUAAGGAGGAGUUAGACAUAUUUAAUUGGUAAUGGUUGAAGAGAUAUGAAGAGAAGGUGGGAAAUUAGGGGGGAGGAGCAUAUCAACCAGGAUCGAAUUGCAGAGCAGACUCAAUGGGCCCAGUGGCCUAAUUCUGCUCCUACAUCAUAUGAACUUAUGAACUAACCAUGCUUUCUAUAUUCUCAUAUAAGCCAUUCAUUUAAAUGAUGAAAGUGGACCCAGCACCAAUCCCUGUAGAACACCACUGAUCACAGACUUUCAAUCUGAAAAACAACCCUCCACCAUCACUCCCUCUCUCCUGCCAUUAAGCCAAUUUUGUAUCCAAUUGGCAAGGCUAACUCUGAAUCCCAUGUAAUCUAACUUUACUAAUUAAUCUACCAUGUGCAACCUUGUCAAAGGCUUUAUUAAAGUCCAAGUAAACAAUGUCAACCACUCAGCCUUCAUCAAUCUUCUUGAUUACUUCAAAGCUCAAUCAAGUUUGUGAGACAUAAUUUCCCUCACACAAAACCAUGCUGACUAUCUCUAAUCAUUCCUUGCUCUCCAAAUGCAAAUAAAUCCUUUCUGUCCACUACCGAAGUCAAACUCACAGGUCUAUAGUUCCCAGACUUUGCCUUAAUCCCUUCUUAAACAAAGUCACAACAUUAGCUCCUGUCCAGUCAUUCAGCAUCUCACCUAUAUUUAUAGAUGAUGCAACUAUUUUGGCAAGGAGCCCUGCAAUUUCCUCUCUGACCACCUGAGAUACACUAGAUCAGAUACUUGAGAUAUAUCCACCUUUAUACUUCCUACGCUCUCCAGUACUUCCUCUUCUGUAAUGUGAACUGUUUUCAAAACAUCAAUAUUUAUUUCCCUGAGUUCUCUAGCUUCCAUUUCUUUCUCCACAGUGAAAGACUGAUGUGAAAUAUUUGUUUAAAAUCUCUCACAUCUCCUAAGGUUCAACACAAAGACAACCUCUUUGAUCUUUAAGAGAUCCUAUUCUCUCUCUAGUUGCUGUCUUGCUCUUAAUGUACUCUUUGGACUAUCCUGAACCUUAUUUGCCACGGUUAUCUCGUAUCCUUUCUUUGCCUUCCUGAGCUCCCUCUUAAGAUUGCCCCUACAUUCUUUAUAUUGUUCAAGAGAUUCAGUUGGACUUAGUUGUCUAUAUCUCAUAUAUGAUUCUCCUAUUUUCUAAUUUCCAUUCUAUGUAGCUGCUCUUAUUUCUUCACAAUAAGAAGCAAUCAGUUUCAGGACAUUUAUUUUUGAUCUGGUGACAAUGAACACUUCACAUCUCUGAAUUGCAUAUUUGAAAACUCUGACAACCUUUACAAUUAAUUGAGUUAUCCUAAUUAUUUUAGUUUAGACUUUAGUUUAUUCUCUUCAACCAGCUAUUUACAAGCUGCAUUUAUGCAGCUUGAUAAUCCACCUUGAAUUGCUCCCCCAUCAGAACUUCCCAUCUUCAUAAAAGUAAAUGACUAUUCCAAAUAUACUACUUAUAAACUUGUUAUUGGAAUAAUUCUGUAAAAAUCUUGCUCUACAAUCAGCACUAAAUUCUGAGAUGCAUAUAUGUUUCGAAUUUAUGUUGUGUGAUAAUCUCUGACUGCCCUAAUAUUUAAGAUACAUAAAGAGUGAACUAUCAUAUAAUAUGGAAUUAAAUAGUGCUAAUCCCAUUUCAGUUCUGGUGAAAUUAUUCAAGCACAACACUUACUGUAAAAUAAAGGAUAAAUACAGACUGUUAAUAGUUAGUAUUCUGCAUUAAGAAUAUUCAUACACUUGCAAUCUCUUCAAGUUCAUAUAUAUUACAAAGUUUUAUUGGAAAGCAGAAGAAUUUAUCGAUGAGCAUGCACUGGUUAAUUAGCUGAAAUGUAAUGGAUUCAACAAUAACUAUAAUGCCAAAACACUUGUCGUUUUCAUCUCAUCUCCUAAACAGAAUUUUAUUCAUUUGUAAUAUUACUUGCUUAUUAAAAUUCAG